Molecule: messenger RNA, 1428 nt
Organism: Lotus japonicus
Lineage: Eukaryota; Viridiplantae; Streptophyta; Magnoliopsida; Fabales; Fabaceae
Exons: 7
Coding region: 1-1329 (442 amino acids)
Biological process (GO): SCF-dependent proteasomal ubiquitin-dependent protein catabolic process
Cellular component (GO): SCF ubiquitin ligase complex
Source: RefSeq, a predicted model, not a curated record
AUGUCAUAUUUCACUAUCAUUCACAUCACUGUCAUCACUUUCACUUUCAUUAGUGUCACUCCUAUCAAUUUGAACUCCCUUUCCUUUAUUAACUUUGUUCCAUUUCCUUCAGUGAUGUCAAUUGUUCCUUCCUUUUCCUUCGUGUUUUUCAAUGGUGUCAAAUGUUUUUGGUGUUUGCUGUGCUCUCAUGGAACUCAAGAAUGCCAAUUGCUGAGUGACUCCAGAAGAAUUAACAGCAGAUUCUUGGAGCUUCUUGUUAGGGGGUCUCCCUCGGAGAUUCGCAUUCGAGAUUGCUCGUGGUUGUCAGAGGAGGAAUUCACAAAAUGUUUUCAAUCUUGUGACCUUGGCCAUUUGGAGGUGCUACAACUUGACCAGUGUGGACGAUGUAUAUCUGAUUAUGCAUUACCUGCUACUCUGGCAAAAUCACCAAGGUGUCUGCCUAGAUUAAUUAGUCUAUCCUUCAGUGGUGCAUGCCGUCAUACAGAUAGAGGAUUGCGUCAACUAGUUUCCUCUGCUCCUGCACUUAGAUCCAUAAAUCUAAGCAAAUGCGCCCUUCUCACACCUGCCAGUCUUAAUAUUUUGGCUGAUUCAUUAGGGUCACUUCUAAAAGAGUUGUAUCUUGAGAACUUCCAACUCACUGAUCCAGAACAAAUUUUGCCAGCAUUGAAGAAACUUAAGCAGUUAGAAGUGUUAUCACUGGCUGGCAUUCAAGAAGUGAGUGAUCAAUUUAUCAAAGAUUACAUCAUUGCACAGGGUCACAACAUGAAGGAGCUUGUGUUAAAGGACUGUAUAAAUUUGACUAAUGCCUCAGUGCAAGCCAUUGCUGAACAAUGCCCCGGGUUGCAGGCACUUGAUCUUACGAACUUGUGCAAGUUGACAGAUUUAUCUAUAGAAUAUCUUACAAAUAGUUGUCAAGAACUGCGUACAUUGAAGCUAGGCCGCAAUCCAUUCAGCGACGAAGCAAUUGCUUCAUUUUUGGAGAUCAUUGGAGGGUCUUUGGAAGAACUUUCACUCAAUAACAUUAAGAAGGUUGGCCAACACACAGCCGUAUCACUUGCAUGGCAUGCCAGAAAUUUGCAUACUCUAGAUCUUUCAUGGUGUCGAAAUGUGAGUGAUGAAGAGUUAGGUUUAAUAGUAGACAGCUGCUUCUCGCUCAAGUUACUUAAACUUUUUGGAUGCUCACAGGUAACAAGCAUUUUUCUGAAUGGGUACUCAAACCCAAAGAUCCAAAUCAUUGGGGUGAAGCUUACUCUUUUAUUCCAACAUAUCGAAGUGCUUGAACGUCCUCAAGGUGCUUUGCGUUAUUCAUCAGUCUCAUUCAAUGAUUGAAAACAGAAUCAGAAAUGAAAUAUAUAGAUGGGGACAAUUGGCAUAACUAGUGAUAUUUCUACCAGUGACAUAGUGUUUUUUGAUUUAGUCUAAUUGUAA